AUGACCCGAGGUAACCAGCGCGAACUCGCCCGUGAAAAGAACGCAAAAAAGCAGGCCGCGCAGAACAAAGGCAAGAAGGAAUCAGCGGCAAGUCUACAGAAGCGGAAAGAGGCGGAUGCUGCAGCAUUGCGAGAAAAACAGAAGGUGAAGUUCUCCCCGCCACUUCGCGUCGUGACUCGCAGCAGCGCUCAGAUUUCGAUCGCUAAACCCUUACAGAAAGCAGAGGAAGCGCGAGCAGCAGCAGCAGCAGCAGCCGGUGGUGGCACGAAGAAAUAG
Molecule: messenger RNA, 276 nt
Organism: Punctularia strigosozonata HHB-11173 SS5
Lineage: Eukaryota; Fungi; Basidiomycota; Agaricomycetes; Corticiales; Punctulariaceae
Exons: 3
Coding region: 1-276 (91 amino acids)
Source: RefSeq, a predicted model, not a curated record